Strongylus vulgaris is the source of this 789-nucleotide messenger RNA. Lineage: Eukaryota; Metazoa; Nematoda; Chromadorea; Rhabditida; Strongylidae. The record is from the annotation of a GenBank genome assembly.
AUGGGAUGGUUUUCGGAAUGGUCAGAUUGUUCAGUGUCUUUCUAUUUUUCGAGUGAGCAAGUGGUCCCGUAUGCAUCUCUUAUCGCCACUCUCCUUUGCUUCAUUGGCGUAAUUCUCUUCUCCAUCAUGAUGACUUGGGGAUUCAACGCAACCGUUGAGCAAACUAGGAGGUCCUUACGAAUUCAGGAUUGGCCGUGGCUUGAUAAGGUUCAAGUGUUCUUCGUCGUUAUCGCUGUUCUGAUGUCGCUGUUUGCUCUAUUUUUCCUUCUUGUCGGCUUCACAGCUACAGGAGCAACACGAGAAGAGAUUUAUAAACGUGAUCAAGCUAGAUUCGGAGGAAGGUGUGCGUGCGCUACUGCUAUGGCUUGGUGUGUGCUCCUGUUGAUCUGCUGGCUAUUCAUAAUUUCAAUAACUUCUGUGAUAUGUUGCUCAUACUUCAUCUUCGAUGACCUUUGUUAUGCUAUGCCAUCUUUCACCGAGAGUGACUGUAUCGAUCUUGGGGUUUUCGUUCCUCUGAUCAGAAGUUUUUCAAGCGCUGAUCUGCGAUUAUGUGGAGGUGAUGCUCAACAAUUUUGUGCAUUGUCAUCCACAGCUCGUUCUUGGUAUAUCAUUGGCUGGAUAGGAACUUGUCUGGUCAUCCUUGGAUUAGCUUUUUUCCUUGCAGUCCUCUCUGCUAAUUAUGCACACGUAGGAAAUGCUAGUAGAUAUGUCGAACUACGGGAUUUAGCCAUGGACACUCCAACUGGCGAAUAUCCGCCUCAGAAACCGGGAGGCGCAUUUUAUCAUCCU